Messenger RNA from Verticillium dahliae VdLs.17, 1047 nucleotides. Its product is annotated as coiled-coil domain-containing protein. Gene Ontology annotation, biological process: mRNA splicing, via spliceosome. NCBI's taxonomy places the organism in Eukaryota, Fungi, Ascomycota, Sordariomycetes, Glomerellales, Plectosphaerellaceae. Gene Ontology annotation, cellular component: post-mRNA release spliceosomal complex; U2-type spliceosomal complex. The record is from RefSeq and is a predicted model, not a curated record. Bases 1 to 1047 code for a protein of 348 amino acids. The transcript is spliced from 2 exons.
AUGCAAGGCUUCAACAUGGGCCGCUACGUGCCCCCCGACCUCGAAGGCACCGUCUCCGGCAACGCCCUCCACGCCAAGCUGCCGCCAGGCCGCUCCGCCGCCAAGCCCGGCGUCCAGACGGUCCGCUUCGAGAUGCCCUUCGCCAUCUGGUGCUCGACCUGCCCGAAGCCCACCAUCAUCGGCCAGGGCGUGCGCUUCAACGCCGAGAAGCGCCGCACCGGCGCCUACCACUCGACCCCGAUCUGGACCUUCCGCAUGCGCCACGCCGCCUGCGGCGGCACCAUCGAGGUGGCCACCGACCCGCAGAACACGGCCUACGUCGUCGUCGCCGGCGCCGCCAAGCGCGACACGGGCCCCGCGGCCCGCGACGGCGACGGCGACCUCGUCGUCAUGACCGACGAAGAGAGGGCCGCCCUGCGCGCCAGCGCCUUUUGCGAGCCUCGAGAAGACCAUCGACGACCGCGACGCCGCCGCCGCCGCGACCGACGCAUCGACGACCUCGAGGACGUGGCGCGCCGCCAGGAGCGCCAGGCCGGGGUGGACGACGGCCUGCGCGCGCGCAUCGGCUUCGACUUGGACCUGCUGCCCGCCACCGAGGCGGAUGCGACGAGGGCUGCCCUCGUCGAGUUUGGGGACCACGACGACGACGACGGCGACGACGCAGGGAAGCGUGCCCACAGGACGUUGGCGAAGCCUCUGUUCGUCAAGGCUCACGGAGGCGGCAGGAGGGAGGAGAACAAAAUAAAAAAGAGCGCGGCCGGCGGCGGCACGGCGGCGGCGACGCCCAAGAGCAAGCUGCUCGCUUCCCAGCGGAGAGCAGGCUUCGUGUCGGAGCUUGUCGGCAACACGCGCAUGGCCACCGAUCCAUUCUUGGUGGACGCCAAGAUGUCGAGCUCAUCGACCAAGAUGAAAGGCCUCAUUUCAGGGAUCAAGCGCAAGAGAGAGGCUGCCGAAGGAGCUGACGCAGAACAGCCGACGCGCGAAACGGCACAACAGGAAGCCGCACCACCAAUGGGAUUGGUAGCCUAUGACUCGGAGUCGGAUUGA